Molecule: messenger RNA, 6518 nt
Organism: Astyanax mexicanus (Mexican tetra)
Lineage: Eukaryota; Metazoa; Chordata; Actinopteri; Characiformes; Acestrorhamphidae
Gene: dhx33
Product: DEAH (Asp-Glu-Ala-His) box polypeptide 33
Exons: 12
Coding region: 177-2219 (680 amino acids)
Biological process (GO): positive regulation of transcription by RNA polymerase I
Cellular component (GO): intracellular anatomical structure; nucleolus
Molecular function (GO): ATP binding; RNA binding
Source: RefSeq, a predicted model, not a curated record
AUUCCGCGCGACGUCAAAGCGUGAGCCACGUGGGAGGCGCCUCCUGCUCGGCGGAGGUAAACAUCUGCAGUCAGUUUUCUACCUCAAUUACCGCCCCGUUCCUCACCCCACAAGCCCCGGACCGAGCCCCGCCGCACCGAGGACCCGUUCCCCUGCCCCGGCGUUUCCUCCAGAUCAUGCCCCACGACCCCGACCCUCCUCCGGCCAAGAAGUUUAAGCCGGGCUCGCCGUUCUCCCGCCUCGAGAAGAAGCCUGGCAUGCUGCUGCCCAGGAAAGGAGCCGCUCCGCUCCUCCUGGACUCCCAGAGGAAACAGCUGCCCAUCUACCAGGCCCGCUCCCAGCUCCUCAGCCAGCUGAGACAGCUCCACAACGCCGUGCUCAUCGGAGAGACUGGUUCAGGUAAAACCACACAGAUUCCUCAGUACCUGUAUGAAGCUGGAAUUGGGCGGCAGGGCCUUAUCGGGGUCACUCAGCCCCGGCGUGUGGCCGCCAUCUCUCUGGCAGGAAGAGUGGCUCAGGAGAAGAACUGUUCUUUGGGAAAGCUGGUGGGCUACACUGUACGAUUUGAGGACGUGACGUCGUCUGAGACCAAGAUAAAGUUUAUGACUGACGGUAUGUUGCUCAGAGAAGCGAUAGGAGACCCUCUGCUCCUGCGCUAUACUGUGGUGAUCCUGGACGAGGCUCACGAACGUACCAUCCACACCGACGUCCUCUUCGGCGUGGUGAAGAGUGCCCAGCGCAAACGCAAAGAGCACAAUAAGAUACCUCUAAAGGUCCUUGUGAUGUCAGCCACCAUGGAUGUGGACCUGUUCUCUCAGUACUUUAAUAAGUCCCCUGUACUGUACCUGGAGGGCAGGCAGCACCCCAUACAGAUAUACUACACCAAGCAGCCCCAGUCUGAUUACCUGCAGGCAGCUCUGGUCUCCAUUUUUCAGAUCCAUCAGGAAGCCCCAUCAUCUCAUGACAUCCUGGUGUUCAUGACUGGUCAGGAGGAGAUCGAGGCGCUGGCUCGUACCUGUCGGGACAUCGCCAAGCACCUGCCGGACACCUGUGGGCCAAUGACUGUCAUCCCCCUGUACGCCUCACUACCCCCCACCCAACAACUCAGGGUUUUCCAGCCUGCACCAAAGGGUUGUAGGAAAGUCAUUCUAUCAACCAACAUCGCAGAGACGUCUAUAACCAUCUCUGGUAUCAAAUACGUCAUCGACACAGGAAUGGUGAAAGCAAAGCGCUAUAAUCCAGACAGUGGUUUGGAGGUGUUGGCAGUGCAGCGGGUAUCUAAAGCGCAGGCGUGGCAGCGAGCCGGCAGGGCGGGCAGAGAGGACUCGGGCUCCUGCUACCGCCUUUACACUGAGGAGGAGUUCGACAACCUGAUCAGCAUGACUGUACCUGAAAUACAGAGGUGUAACUUAGCAGGAGUUGUUCUGCAGCUGCUGGCUCUGGGAGUUCCAGAUGUGCUAAACUUUGACUUCAUGUCCAAGCCUUCACCUGAGUCGAUGCGUAUGGCAGUGGAGCAGCUGGAUCUGCUUGGUGCAGUGGAGAGGAAGGAUGAUCAGGUGAUUCUUACUCCUCUGGGUAAGAAAAUGGCCUACUUCCCGCUGGAGCCCCGCUAUGCCAAAACCAUCCUGAUCUCUCCAGAGUUCUCCUGCACAGAGGAGGUUCUGACUAUCCUUUCUCUGCUCUCUGUGGACUCUGUGCUCUAUAACCCCCCUGCCCGCCGGGACGAGGUGCUUGCCGUGCGCAAAAAGUUCAUCUCUAGUGAGGGAGACCACAUGACGCUGCUCAACAUCUACAGAGCCUUCAAGAAAGUCAGCGGCAAUAAGGAGUGGUGUAGAGAGAACUUUGUGAACAGCAGGAACAUGGGCCUAGUGGCUGAGGUCCGAUCUCAGCUGAGAGACAUCUGCAUUAAGCUGGGGCUGAAGCUGGAGUCUUCACAAUCAGAGCUGGUGAACGUGCGACGCUGCCUGGCCCGCGGAAUGUUCACCAACGCAGCCGAGCUACAGCCAGACGGCAGCUACGUGGCCCUGGACACCCACCAGCCCGUGUCCAUCCACCCGUCCUCCGUCCUGUUCCAGGCCAAACCAGCCUACGUGGUCUUCAAUGAGCUCCUGCACACGUCUCGCUGCUACAUGAGGGACCUGUGCCUGGUGGAUUCCGACUGGCUGCAGGAAGCCGCGCCCGAGUACUUCCGGCGGAAGCUCCGCACGACCAGGAGCUAGUGCUUUCAGGGGCCACCAAGGGGACCAGGGGCCAGAACACAAUAAUGCUGCUUUGAUCAGCCUUCAAAGGAAUGUUCUUCACAGGAAUGUUCUUCACAGGGAUGUUCUUCACAGGAAUGUUCUUCAGUUAUUAGAUGUCACGAUAACUGCAUACCUUUGCUCCACCUUUUUCUUUUCUUCACAAGCUUGUGGACACUGAAGGCCAAUGAUUUAGGAGCGUUUAAGGACACUUGUUGAGUGGAGCAUCAAAACAGUUCGACAGUUGGCCGAUUCACACAUUUGGAGUGAAUUGGAGUUUUUGUACAAACUUCUUUGCAGGUCCACUAAAGGGUGCGUUUGACUAUUUGUGGAGUUAAGCUGUUUUUGAACCAGGAGCCCUUUCUACUUGAUGAUGAUGAUGAUGAUGAUGAUGAGGACCUUGAGAUGCCAUACCUGUUCCAAAUAUUACUCUACUGAACGUAGUGUAGGGUUAGUUGGAUGCACAUUAGGUAAGUCUUUGCCAGAGAGUACGUUUAAAUGCAUGUUCAUAAUCUGAUUACUGCAGAUAAUCUGAUUUAUAAUAUUUAUUUCACAACUACUUGAAUAAAGAGAGCUGAAUUUUAGCUCAGUAACUGUAAUUCUUGGUCCAUGUUAGGGCUGGGCAAUAUGAUAAAAGAAAAGUCACAUCUCAAUAUAGCAUAGAGAAAUGGUAAUAGUACAGUAAGAUAUGAUAAACUUAAUUUAACAAAGGUAACAGAUAUAAUGUUAUAUUUAUUUGUAACAUAAAAGCUAGCGUUUUGUGUGGUUAGCGGCUAAUGCUAAUAGUGCUGGAAAAUUAACCUGAAACCCCGGUUUAACACUGUACUUCAGCGGAGUGGCUUUACUGCUGCUUACAACCGGACUGGUAAAAUUCAUACAACACAAGGCACACCGGAUUGUGAGAUGCACUGAUGAUUUUUACAAAAAAUUAAGGAUUUUAAUUGCACCUUAUAGAAAAUUGUGUAAAAAGUACGGUACCCAAUUUCAUAUAAAUGCAUUGAUUGGAUUUAAUUACUGACAAACUCAGAUUAUUGAUAUGUUCUGCAGUAAUCGGAUUAUGAAGUGCAUGUAGACACUCUCAGUUUUCAUCCACAGCUCAGUUGGAUCCACAAAACUGAUCUGUCUUCUUUAUCUUUUUGGAUACAAUUCGCCUGUAAGCCAAUACAGUACCUGGACCAGCUUUGGCGGGAUAGAGUCUGAUCUUAAUCAGUUUUCAACAGCCCAUGUGAAAACUGACUUCGGGUUUUUUUGGCUCAUAACUUGAAAGACUGAGUUUAUGCUUUGGUUGUAGCAGAUGCCUUACUGCUAGAACUCUAACUCUUAACAGCCUAUUGCCAUACAUCAACACCGAUGGAAAGACACACAGUUAUUGUACAUUGUGUUUCAGGCCAUGCUGUUUUUAUACCAAGACUGUAACAUACUGACAUUGAAAUAUUUUCUGCCACAGCUGUCCAACAGCUGUUAAUUAUACAGCUCUAUAAUUAUAGAAUAAAUCGGUUUUAAACACAGUGCUUAAAUGCCAACAAGAGACGUGCAUAUAGUUUAGUAAUAUAUAUAUAUGGAGUAUUUAUUUCAUAGAGGGAAGAGGAUAUUGCAAGUGCUUUCUAUUCCUAACAAUAGAGUCCUAUUGUGUAGGGUGUGGUGGUAGUGUUAUGCAAUUUCUGGUUUGAUAGGUUGAUAUAAUUGUCUAAAGCUGAAGCCAAGCCUGAAGCUCCACAACAAUUACAUACAGUUAUAAAGAAGGUAAAGUAGUGAUAGAUUAAAAAAACAAAAAAAAAAUUAAAUGCUAUUAGCCAGGAUUCACCCUGCAUGUACCCUCCCACCCAUGUGCAUGUUUAAAAAAAAAAGCAAUACUUUAGUCUAUUUUGUUAAAAUAUUUGAUAUGAUAAAACCAUGUCUCAGGCUUCAGGCAGCAUAUUUAUAACUAGGGCUGCACAAUAUGUUGUUUGUUUUAGAACCAUUUUAGCAAUGUGAGCAUGACAUGCCUUCUGACAUGCUCUGUUACCACAGAUCACAUUUGAACCCAGUGAUUUCCUUGGUGUUUGAGUUAUAAACACUGACCUUAGCUUGGGUUUAGUGUCUCUCUAGGGCUUGACACUGUCUUAAUGAAUUCUUACACCCCCCAAACAAAGCAUUCCGAAACCAUAAUGCUACCGCCACCAAGCUUCACGGUUGGUUCGUAUUUUUAAGGAGCAGUGUUUGGGUUUUGCCUAUGCAUGAAUUGGUCCAGGUCAACCAAAAAGCUUUACACUAAAUACUUUUUCCAGACUUUUAGACCCAUUCGGACCAUUUGGCUCUGAUUGUAGUUUGGUGAAGCCGUAAAGCCUUAGGCUACGUUUUAAUGGUGCGCAAUAGACACAUUGCAGUACAUGCAGUGUUACAUGAAAUUAAAUCUGACAAGAAUUGAAGCUUGAAUACACAGUGUGUAUUACUAAUAUCAUCACAUUGAAUUAUGUUGAAUUGUUAGUAGUAAAAUUCUAGAUUGUAUUUUUUUUUACUCUCAAUAUGUCAAAUUCAACUUGCUACAUUCUGCUUUAUAGAAAAAGAACAUUUCUACUGUUCUUAUUUUCAGUGGGUGAUAUAGCCCUAAAAUAAUAUCACGAUAUUUCAGUGUAUUUUUGUGAUAUUUUUGUAUACACUGCUGCAUUAGUAUGAAUAUUACAUUUUAUUUGGUGAUAUUAUUGCAUACGAUAUGAUAUGGCACACCCCUAACUGAGAUUUUCACCGGAUUCUAACAGACGUCAAUGAUCCAGAAUGUCAUGAUACUAAUAAUGCCCUCCAAAUAUCUCCAUAUAUCCAGAAUUAAUGUAUAAUAAAUGAUACUGGACAGAUAUAAUCUAUCUGUAGUAGAUAACUAUUGGGGAAAAAGAACAGUGUGAAUUUUUCUUUUGUUCCAAACAGCAAAACAUUUAUGAUAUAUGGCACACCCAUAUUACCACAGGCAAAUAUCUGGCCAUUAUCAUUUAUUUUACUCUAAUUUUUAAUAUACAGCAUGUCUCAUUUAAGAUCACUACAUGUUGGACAAUUGACUUUUUACUGAAAAUUUGUAUGUUUUUUAACAUUUCAACAUCCACCACAGACAAAAGUUUAAAUUGGUCCAAUAUUGUUAACAUCUAACCAUCGAACCAUGAGAAAAAAAAUAUUUUUAAUUAUCACAAUACAUAUAUUGCAAUAGCAAAUUUCACAAAUUCAUUUUUACCCAAUAUUGUGCAGCCCUACUUUCUAUAAUGCAGUGCUUCCCAUUCUGAGAAUGGGUUUCUCUACAACAGAGCAUAUAACAUUUAAACCAUGCUGAUCAUCUCUUAACCAUUUAAUUUAAAUACAUUUGAAUAAACUUCUGUGUCAUUCCGCUUUGAUAAAUCUCCAGAACUCUAGUCUUAGUCUUAUACUGGGGGCUGCAUUACCUGCUAAAUUCUUAAAGAAUCUAGUGCUGCUUUUGGCUUAGAUAAUAAGAAUGUGGCAGAUUCAGCAGCAGUGGUUUUAGACGUCGGCCUCGAUUAGCUAUGCAUGCCUUUCUUUAGUACUGUAGUAUUUGUAUACUACUGAUGUCCAGACACACGUUCUGCUUGUUCUGAUACCUUUUACGUUCCCACAGCUUGUGACAGAUCAUUGCACAUCACAUUGAAGUAUUUCUGUAUCGAUAUGCUAUGCAUGAUGAACAAAAUAUGACCACUCAGGUUUCUAAAGGUACACUGAAUGUACCUCAGAUAUAUUUAAUAUAGAUGUAGGGAUUCUUUUUUUCUUUUAAAACAACAGAGUUUUGGUUAUGAAUUAUUGCAUGUGGGUUAGUGAUGCACAUUCUUACCUUAAGAGUAGGUUCUGAAUACUCACAGUAUCCACAGUAUGAUUAACCUUUUUACAUUUCAAAUAUGCUUGGAUUUUUUUGAGGUAUUGUUUUUUUUCUGUGUUCUUUCUUUUAAAUGGAUCAAAUGAUUCCUCUCACAAUUUGGUUCUGCUUUUAUUUUAUUUAUUUUUUUAUUUACUUAUUUGAGUGUUUUAGGUUAAAAUCAGCUACCAAAAAAACAUGUAUUCAGGCAAAACUAACCAGCUACAUUAUUGCUGCAGUUUGAAGGAGGGAACAGUUCCUUUUUUUCUUUCCUGUUAAAAAAAAAAAAGAUAUUCCACAUGCUUUUUUUUUCUAUGAGGAAGGGUUUAUUUUUUUUUCUUUUUUUUUUCUUUUGGAGAAGUGAGAAGAGUCAUUUUGGUGAGGCAAGAACACUGAAGAGUUGCUUUGCUACAAGAUGCUUGAACUUUUCUUAAUUAAAAAUUAUUUCAAGCGAA